AUGUUAAAGGGAAAAGCGCAACGUACAUUCGAAGAUGUGUGGCCGCAAAUGCGCAUCAUCGUUCUUAAAUUAUUAAAACAAGAAACUGUCUCACAAGCUGAAUGGCAAGAUCUAUUUUACGGUGUUCAUUUAGUUUGUCUAUGGGACGAAAAGGGUGCAAAUAAAAUUUAUGAUUGCUUGCGUACAGAUAUUGUGGAAUUUAUAGUGCAUGCACAACGUAAAGUACAAUCUCAACGUGGAGAACAAGCACUUCUUAUGACUUAUAUAGUUGAGUGGCGUAAGUUCUUUACUCAAUCCAGCUACCUGCCGUUACCAUUUCGUCAGUUAGAGCAAUCACUACAAUGUAAAGCCACUACAAAUACGUCUAGUUCAAGUACAUCAGCUGGCAGCAGCACCAAUGUAAACUCAGGUGCAACAGUAUCUUCUUCAACUUCAAAGAAAACUCCUGCUGAAGAUAGUGUUGUGCGAAAAUUAAUGCUUGAUUCAUGGAAUGAAAAUAUAUUUCGUGAUAUAAAAGAUAGACUGCAGGAAUCUGCCAUGAAAAUAGUACACGCAGAACGAAAUGGUGAUGCAUAUGAUGCGCAAUUAGUGAUCGGUGUACGUGAAAGUUACGUUAAUCUUUGCUCCAACCCAGACGAUAAACUGGAGAUAUAUCGAGAAAAUUUUGAAGCAGCAUAUCUUAAAGCAACAACAUCUUUUUACCGACUUAAAGCAACGGAACAACAGCAAGCUAAUGGGGUCUUGUCCUUUAUGAAAUAUGCAGAUGCAAAAUUGCGUGAAGAAGAGGCACGAGCAAAACGUUACUUAGAACCCAGCAGUUAUAAUGUGUUAGCGCAAACAUGCGUUAAAGUACUUAUUGGAGACCAUAUGAAUACUAUAAUAGCAGAAUGCGCCCCGCUGAUAAAAGAGUAUGAAACGGAGCGUUUGAAUUUAAUGUUUCGACUAUUGGAUCGAUUACAAAAUGGCGUUGAGCCAAUGCUGCGGGAUUUAGAAAAUCACAUCGUAACGGCAGGUCUUGCUGAUAUGUUAUCAGCAUCUGAUAUUAUUACCCAAGAUUCCGAAAAAUAUGUUGAACGUUUAUUGGAUCUUUUUAAGAAAUUUAGUUCUUUAGUUAAAAAUGCUUUUAAUGAUGAUCCCCGGUUUUUAACGGCACGUGAUAAAGCUUUUAAAACUGUUGUAAAUGACACUAGUGUAUUCAAGUUGGAGCUUCCUACUGGUAUAGCAAACCGUGGAGUUAAAUGUACAGCUCCUGAAAGCAAAUGCCCUGAACUUUUAGCAAACUAUUGCGAUAUGUUAUUGCGCCGUACACCUUUAAGUAAACGGCUUACAAGUGAGCAAAUAGAUGGGCGCCUUAGAGAUGUGUUGCUCGUUCUUAAAUAUGUAAACAACAAGGAUGUUUUUAUGCGUUAUCAUAAAGUACAUUUAACUCGAAGGUUGAUUUUGGGUACCAGUGCCGACAGCGAGAAAGAGGAAGAUAUUGUCGAGUGGUUACGUGAAGUUGGUAUGCCAGCUGAUUACGUUAACCGUUUAGCUAGAAUGUUUCAAGAUAUUAAGGUUAGCGACGAUCUAAAUACUCAAUUUAGAAAUUCUACUGACCGUCAUGAUGCCAUUAAUAUUAAAAUAUUAAACGCAGGUGCUUGGGCUCGUUGUUCAGAACGCGUUUCAGUGAGCUUGCCUCUUGAAUUAGAAGAUUACAUUCCAGAUAUAGAAGAUUUUUAUAAAAAAAAGCAUUCCGGACGUAAACUUCAAUGGUAUCACCAUAUGAGCAAUGGUACAAUAACAUUUGCAAAUAAUUUUGGCAGAUAUGAUCUAGAUGUGACCACAUUUCAAAUGGCUGUUUUAUUUGCUUGGAAUCAGCGUCCACUUGAUAAAAUAUCAUAUGAAAAUUUACGUUUGGCUACGGAGCUGCCUGAUCCUGAGCUUCGUCGCACUUUAUGGUCCUUAGUUGCUUUUCCUAAAUUGAAAAAACAAAUUUUAUUUAUGGAACCCAAUAUUGGAACACCAAAAGAAUUUACCGAAAAUACCAUGUUCUAUAUUAAUCAAGACUUUGCUGUUGUAAAAAAUUGUAAAUCCCAACGUAGGGGAAAACUAAAUUUAAUUGGUCGUUUGCAACUAAGUACGGAGAGAUCUCAACAGGAAGAUAAUCAAUCAAUAGUGCAGUUGCGAAUACUACGUACACAAGAAGCAAUUAUAAAAAUAAUGAAAAUGCGUAAACGUAUAAAUAACGCGUCCUUACAGGCUGAAUUAAUUGACAUUUUGAAAAAUAUGUUUCUGCCGUCAAAAAAAAUGAUUAAAGAACAACUUGAGUGGUUAAUCGAACAUAAAUAUAUGCGCAGAGACGAUGAUGAUAUUAAUACAUUCAUCUAUAUGGCUUAGUAUUUUAAGAUAUUUAUAUUUUUUAGUAUAACUUUUCCCAGCAUUGCAAUGUAAAAAUAUUAAAUUA
This is a messenger RNA of Teleopsis dalmanni, 2443 nucleotides long. It is a transcript of the gene Cul5, whose product is annotated as cullin-5. Gene Ontology annotation, biological process: protein ubiquitination; SCF-dependent proteasomal ubiquitin-dependent protein catabolic process. The record is from RefSeq and is a predicted model, not a curated record. Gene Ontology annotation, molecular function: ubiquitin protein ligase binding. The transcript has 7 exons. Bases 1 to 2376 code for a protein of 791 amino acids. Lineage: Eukaryota; Metazoa; Arthropoda; Insecta; Diptera; Diopsidae. Gene Ontology annotation, cellular component: Cul5-RING ubiquitin ligase complex; SCF ubiquitin ligase complex.